Molecule: messenger RNA, 3130 nt
Organism: Oncorhynchus kisutch (coho salmon)
Lineage: Eukaryota; Metazoa; Chordata; Actinopteri; Salmoniformes; Salmonidae
Product: type 2 phosphatidylinositol 4,5-bisphosphate 4-phosphatase
Exons: 7
Coding region: 509-1285 (258 amino acids)
Biological process (GO): phosphatidylinositol dephosphorylation
Cellular component (GO): late endosome membrane; lysosomal membrane; plasma membrane
Molecular function (GO): phosphatidylinositol-4,5-bisphosphate 4-phosphatase activity
Source: RefSeq, a predicted model, not a curated record
UUUUUCUUCUAGACACCCAAACAGCUUUUACACCUCAUCCACCACCAAGAUCAGAAUAUAAUAUUGAAUAAUCUUGGAUAGUUUUGUUGAAUCUUUUAAACAGAGAUCACAAUAUAAUAUAGCCUGCCUACAGUAGCCCCUAGGGUCUAGUAGUAUAUUAUUCCUCAUUCUGGAGGAUGUAAACUGUAACUCAAACAAUUCAUUGCUGAUUUAGUCUAGUUUUCAGUCCCACCAAAAGGCAUGCCACCACCGUGCCUGAGGGGAACGGGUUGGGUUGGGGUGUCUGGCUCUCUCUCUGCAUUCAGUCGCUCACAACCCUCCCACCCGGUCCCGUUGAGGUCUGUGUAGCUCCUCCUCCGAGGAAGUGCCCUCUCCGGAGCAGUAGGCUACCACGGAUCUGCUGGCCGCCCCCCUCCCAAGGAAACACUGGCCAGAGGAGAGGCUCCGCCGCAUCGGCUCUACUUCUUCUCGGUGUUUAUUCGUCUGGUUUGGGUGAACUGCUGCCGCCAUGGCCGACGAAGGCAUGGAUGAACGGUCCCCGCUGCUCUCAGCACCGAACUCUGGGAAUGUCACACCGUCGGGACCGCCUUCGUACCUGCAGGACACGAGCCCGAGAGCUGAACUCCCUCCCCCCUACACAGCCAUUGCCAGUCCCGACCCAGGGGGGGUACCCGUCAUCAACUGCCGGGUGUGUCAGUCUCUCAUUAACCUGGAUGGCAAGCUUCAUCAGCACGUGGUGAAAUGUACUGUGUGCAACGAGGCCACGCCUAUCAAAAACCCACCGACUGGGAAGAAGUAUGUACGCUGUCCCUGUAACUGCCUCCUCAUCUGCAAAGACUCAUCUAGGAGGAUAGGAUGCCCCAGACCCAACUGCAGACGCAUCAUCAACCUGAGCCCGGUGAUGGUGAUUCCAGAGGAGCAGCCGGCCCAGCCAGCCCUGCCAGUCCAGCCUGAGGGCACGAGGGUGGUCUGUGGCCACUGUGGAAACGCCUUCCUCUGGAUGGAGCUCCGAUUUAACACACUAGCAAAAUGCCCUCACUGCAAAAAAAUAUCGUCUGUGGGUAGUGCUCUUCCAAGGAGGCGUUGUUGUGCCUACAUCACUGUGGGAAUGAUCUGCAUCUUUAUCGGAGUGGGAUUAACAGUGGGCACUCAGGACUUUGCCAGUCGUUACCAUGCCACCUAUGUGUCCUGGGCGUUCUCCUACCUCCUGGGUCUGAUCUGUCUGAUACGAGCUUGUUACUGGGGCGCCAUCAAAGUCAGCUAUCCAGAGAACAGCUUUUCCUAGACAGACCAUCAAAGUCAGCUAUCCAGAGAACAGCUUUUCCUAGACAGACAGACGACUGUAAAUCUUCCUUUAAGUUGUUCACGUUGUUGUUGUUUCGAUUCUGAGAGCUCCAAGGUCAGUCCGAUCCGGUCCUGGUCCUGGAGAAAACAGAAAUCCAGCCCGGGUUUUGCAAUUAACUCAAGAAAUCAGAUCAGUAAUUAAGAUAUGAAUUGGUUCGGUAAAUCAUAAACUGUGAUUUAAGUCAUUUAUAUUGAAAUGAAGAAACUUGACUUUGGUAAAUAUGAUGAUUACAAAGAAAGCUGGUGGCUGGAUUCCAUUUCCUGGACCACUGACUGGCUGACUGACUGGCUGGCUGGCUGACUGGCUGGCUGACUGGCUGGCUGACUGGCUGGCUGGCUGACUGGCUGACUGACUGGCUGGCUGACUGGCUGGCUGGCUGGCUGACUGGCUGACUGGCUGACUGGCUGACUGGCUGACUGGCUGACUGGCCGGCUGGCUGGCUGGCUGGCUGGCUGGCUGACUGGCUGGCUGGCUGGCUGACUGGCUGGCUGAAUGACUGGCUGGCUGACUGGCUGGCUGAAUGACUGGCUGGCUGGCUGGCUGGCUGGCUGGCUGGCUGGCUGACUGGCUGGCUGACUGGCUGACUGGCUGACUGACUGGCUUGUUGAUGGAUGGACAUGUUACACAUUUUACGUACUGCAUUUUGUUACCAACCAAAUGAAAAUAAUAACUUUUAUUAAGAAAAAUGUUGCCCAUUGCACUACAAUUAUAUGCAAUGAUUCUGUUCAGUUGCUGCUAGUUACCCCAGCUCCAAAAGCUGCCUCUCCUCUCUCUCCAUACUGUCUCUCCUCUCUCUCUCUCCAUACUGUCUCUCCUCUCUCUCUCGCCAUACUGUCUCUCCUCUCUCUCUCUCUCUCCAUACUGUCUCUCCUCUCUCUCUCUCUCUCCAUACUGUCUCUCCUCUCUCUCUCUCUCUCUCUCCAUACUGUCUCUCCUCUCUCUCUCUCUCUCUCUCUCCAUACUGUCUCUCCUCUCUCUCUCUCUCUCCAUACUGUCUCUCCUCUCUCUCUCUCUCUCUCCAUACUGUCUCUCCUCUCUCUCUCUCUCUCUCCAUACUGUCUCUCCUCUCUCUCUCUCUCUCCAUACUGUCUCUCCUCUCUCUCUCUCUCUCCAUACUGUCUCUCCUCUCUCUCUCUCUCUCUCCAUACUGUCUCUCCUCUCUCUCUCUCCAUACUGUCUCUCUCUCUCUCUCUCUCUCUCUCCAUACAGUCUCUCCUCUCUCUCUCUCUCUCUCCAUACUGCCUGUAACCCUGCCUGGAUAAUACACAGUACUGGUCCUGAUUUUAAUACUCUGAAAUGAUACUACUUAUUUACUGUUUCUGUUGAAGCUGGCCAACACACCAUACCUAACUACUUAUCUACUGCAUUUGAAUUGCCUUCUCGUCAUUGGUGGCAGAAUGAUGCAUUUUUAAACCACUUGAUGGGAAAUCCCAUUCGCAUGUUGUUGUUGUUGUCCGUUUUCUAACCGACACCAGGGUUUGUAUAGUUUAUCUGAUUCAGAAAGGUACUGUCAAUUGUUUUGAUCCUCCGGCUCUCCCACCUGCUAGAAUGUAACCCACUUCCUGCUAACUACCUGAUGUCGUUUCCUGUAGCCAGUGAAACCCAGCUGGUGUUGCAGUAGAUGAGAGAUCCUGUUGAGGAAAAACAUCUCUUAACGUUGUUCUGAAUGUGAUGAUGAAACACAUAGUUAAUUCAGCAACAUUGAAACUGUUUGAAUCAGUUGGAAUAUGAAAUGGGUCUUUUUUUUUUUAAAUGAUCAUUUAUCAAUAAAAUGAAUGGAUGCGA